Messenger RNA from Guillardia theta CCMP2712, 1774 nucleotides. RefSeq lists its product as hypothetical. The record is from RefSeq and is a predicted model, not a curated record. NCBI's taxonomy places the organism in Eukaryota, Cryptophyceae, Pyrenomonadales, Geminigeraceae. The transcript has 3 exons. The annotation marks the transcript as partial.
CAGCAGCAAACAUACGGCAAGCGUCGCUGCUUGAGGCUGAUGGAGGCGGCGACUGGCGCUUGAUUGUGUGCUGUGAUGAGGAUGGACACGUGCGAAGGGUCUUGAGCGGUCAAGUUGCCCACUAGCUCGACCUCCUCCCAAGCUCUCAGCUGCAACAGUACCUUUGCUCGGCCAUGUCUAAGAGCGCCAAACAGCUUGACCUCUCCGAUGGCUUUGGGGCUUCCAAACAGUCCAAACAGUCCAGCAAUCAACUGCCUCCGAAACUUCUGGCAGCGGCUGCUGAGGAAGGUGCUCGAGGUCCGCUUGCCACCUCUCCGAGAGGCCAGUCGGCAUCUGGGGAAGCAAGGUUCAAAGAGGACGGGAACGACAGGAAUCUCGUGGCAAGAUUAGCUUCCAUGGAGAACAUGAAGCUUGGAAAGUUGCUCAAUCAACUUCAGAUCUUGGGGAUGGACAAACAGCAUCUAGCACGCCUGCAAGCACAGCUGACCGAAGCUUUGGGUAAUGACGACGAUAAACAACUCCGCGUGCUCGAGCGAGCGAUUCAGAUGAUUGUCAAGGAUCAGAACUACCCUCCCAUCCCCUACGUCGAGAAAGAAAAGAUCAAAGAAUGGGAUGCCAAGAAAGCUCUCGAGCUCUCCAAGGAAGCCACUACGUACAAGACGAGUGGACCCAGUGCUUGGGUGCAGCAGGGCCUCUGGUUUGGAACUGAAGAGAGGGAGAGCCCGCGGCAUGUGACCACCAAGAGAAAGGAUGGGGGGAUGGUGAUGACAAACGGCUCCAUGCUACCGUUUGAUUCUGCGCUCGAUGAAUCCAAGGCCAAGCGGUGGGAGCGGCCGAUGUUGAGCUCUACAGUCACCAAGGCGAGUGAAGAUUUCAUUGGUGAUAUUCAGAUCGACAUGAAGGACCAUCACUCAAAGAGAGUCGUUGAGAAAGUCGUCGAUGAGCAAACUCCUCAACUCGACACUACCAUAGCUUCUCUUACAGCCUUCACCGCAAAGAAGAAGAAGAAGUUGUCGGCAUAUGCGAAACUCAAUGAAGCGGUCUGUCACUCACACGAGAAUCAGAAGAGCAAUGAGAUGAAGUCAAUCGUUUUCAGUGAAGGUCGUUUCACCGAAGACCAAGAGAAGUUGGGCCCGAUGCCUGGAACAGCAUUCUGGAAGUGUUUUACCAUCUGUAACGUCGAUAAUAACAGGCAGGGAUCAGAUGGAGGGUAUCGGCUAGAACCUCGUCUGCAGCUUCCCAUCCCCGACUCCAUCCUCAUGUCCAACGUCGGAGGGAUUCGCUUGUGGGGGUUCUACACGGACUCGGAUGGGUUCGUUUGUCGCACGAGCGUCAACAAGAAGUCAGCAGCAGAAUGGCUGAGCAGGCGUCGGAGAAAGAGAAUAGCAGAGCUCUCUGUCAGGAAGCCCUACCGCUUGAAGGAGAAUGAACCCUUGUAUGUGGUUCGCCGAUCCACCAGUGCCAGCAAUGGCUGUGAUGUUCGCCCGCUGCUAAACGAUGAGGCCCUCCGCACUUCUCUUCUUGACAGCUCGGGGUCUGGUUUCACGCUAUGGCAGAUGUACAUCCGACCGCAAGGGUCGCACGCCGGUAUCAAUCGCUUCGUUCUCGAGUGCGGGAAAGAGCAUGAAAACCCUCACUUUAUCAUACGAAACACAAACGAGGUAGCAAAGCCCAGCUCCCCCUUGAACGGCUUCUUUUGCGAGAGUUCCAAUCUCAAGGGGACGCGAGCGAGUGGAAGAGCCACCACUGUUCAUCGAGUACAGACUUCAGCAUG